AUGGCCCGCUGCUGGGCCUCGCCCCGCAGGGUACCUCUCAGUGCCAGGGCUGUUCGCAGCGGUCUUGUUUGGCCGGCGGUGCAUCGCACGACUCAAGCAGCACCACAUCGCUCUGCUGCUGAUGUCAUUGACUGCAGCGGGGACAUCUCUGAUGACAGUGCGGAGGAAGAGCCAGCAGCCUUGGAGGAAUGUGUCACUGAUUGCAGGAUUGUGGCUCGCACUUUGCGCAGUACGGGACUACGCGGCCUUGUGGCCGGGCCUAUGGGCGAAGGUCUGGUAGCUUCAAGAAUUGCAGGCUUUGGCAAGGGCGUGUCACCGUCAACACGUAUCGAGCAGUGCGUGGCCGUAGCGCUGAAUGAAGCGGAUGUGCGCAUGGAGGGUGGUCGCUUCUUCGUCUUGACCGCUGCGCACGAUGGCUUCAAUCUAACCUGGGUCCCUUCGGUGGUCUCGCAAGAAGGGCAACAUCGGCAAGGCGAUCAGGUCGAAGGCUGGUUGCAGGUAGCGCUGCUGCCGUUCCGCUCUGUUUUCUCGAAGCAUGAGGGCUUGGCAUCGGCAACCAGCAAGGGGCGGAAGGCACGUGCUGCGACCGACGACUUACCACCACUUCAGUCUCCACCCGAAGCCAUGCUCGAGGAGCUGAAGCAGCUGGGCCUAGAUGGCCUAAGGGCACUGAUCUUCAUACUCGCAAAGAUUUACCAGACGCCUGACAAUGCUUUCCAGGCAAUGAGCCCUGAGCGUGGUCAGGCAAGUGCGCUCGAUCUUGAGAACUUCUGCAGGAGGCAGCUUGGGUAUGAUGUGGAGUCUUUGACUGGCGUGAAGCAUCUCCUGCUCUUCACGGAGCUGGAUCAGCGGAGCAACGGCUUCAUAACGUCUGAGGACCUAGCCUGCAGCAGUUCGUCUGCGGAGAAGUUCUUACCCUGUAGCUGCGCGGCCAUGGGCCACGCUUGCAUUUCCCAGGUUUGGAAGCUCGCCAGCGGCAUGGAGGGUGACUUCGGACGGUUUGUCAGCAGUGGCACUGUGUCGAGCUACAGUGCCACCCAGGCCACUUUGGCUUCUGGGCUGAAGCCAAAGAAGGGAGUGAAGGCCUCGGGGCUGAGGCGUUUGGAGCGUCCUCGUGCUGGGACAGCCUCUGGAAGUGAUGAUGGCUCACGGACAACGCGUAGGGAAGCGCAUCGUCAAAACGAUGCUAUUCGAAAGGAACGUGAAAAUCGCGAAGUGCAGGACACGCAUCUUGAUCUGGAUAGGGAGCGCUUCAUCACUGCAGUGCAGAGAACUACUGUUCUCCACCCUCUGGACUACAAUGUCACAAAACGGACGCUUGAGGAGAUCGAUUCCAAGCAUCGCCUGGUGCAGCGCCUCAGCGCUGAGGCGGAGGCAGCCUUCGCCAAGAGCCGUGGGAAGGUGGUAGACGAAGGUGAUGGAGCACGCGCCCCCGAGGGUGAAGCCAGACAGAAGCCGCAAGACGGAAAGUCGGCGGUGCCGGCGAUGCAGAACACUCCGAACACUCCGAACACUCCAAACACUCCGAACACUCCUCGUGCACUUCUGGAGAUGUCGCGCAGUCGAGGGAGAGGCGGUCAGCUUCAUGGCCCGAAGAGUAGCCAAAGAGAGCCGGAGGUCGAAUCCUCCAGCAGCAAGCCACUGCCCCAGGCCAAGAAGCUGGCAAGAGCGCGUGAGCAGGCAGCUCGGCAACCAAGCCCAGUCCGGACGCGGCUGGAGAUCACGAGCCUGGUGGUUGAUGCGCUGCGGCCACGAGUGGCUGCAGGCAUUGGAGAUGGUCAACUGGCUGUCUACUACCUCUUCCGUUCGCAUGGCUCCAAGCGAAAGCAGCUACACCAGAUUCAGGGAUUUGACGCGUCCCGCCGCGUUGGAGAUGUGGCGACGGUCGUGUGCCUCCCCAGCCGCCGACUUGUGGACGACGGGAGCCUGGCAGUGGAAACGGUCCUUGCGGGAUUUGAGAGCGGACGUGUUGCCAUCUUCAAGACCUUCUUUCCUGAAGACUUCGUCAGCGAAUCCAGCGAAAAAACCUUGACGCUCGACGAAGUCAUGGAAGAACGACAAAGAAUCAAGAGCCUUGCAAAUGGCGAGCCAGUGCUGCAAGCGCAAGAGCCACUCCUCCUAGAGCAUUACCACUGUGAUAGCCCAGUUGUGGCCUUGUUCUGGCACCAGAUAAUGGGCAUCUUCAGCAUCUGUACGAACGGUUGCGUGGUGGUGGCAGAUAGCUGCGGCGUGAAAACAUAUUCAAUCCCACAGGCGUGUGGUCGGAAUGCAACAACAACCUCUGCGGACAUGUCAACGCAGCUAGAACAGCUAGCAGUAGCUGGUCAGCGUGGCGUCCAUCUUUGGCAGACUUUGUCGAAGGCGAAGUAUGGCGUGGUGGGCACCGUGCAGGAGGGCUCUGAUGUCAACCCGGAACAGAACGAUAACUUCAUGCUGGUGCGUUACAUGCCGUCUGGGAAGUUCCUCCUGACCUUGAGCCAAGACAAAGGUGACGUCAAACUCUGGGAUGCCCGCAGCUUGGAGUUGCAUUGCUCAUUGCGACCUGGAGAGUGCUCCGUGGACUGUGCCUUCUGGGAACCGCGCUGGGAAACCCUUUUCAUCUUCUCUGCUAUUGGUGUCACGGAGAUUGAGCUCCACGAGCAGUCGAUCGAGAAGGAGGAGGUGGACACCAAUGCACCCUCCAAGGCUUUGAGCCAGGCAAGAUCGUUUCGAACCACGAUAGUGGGUUGA
Messenger RNA from Symbiodinium natans, 2730 nucleotides. Lineage: Eukaryota; Dinophyceae; Suessiales; Symbiodiniaceae. The record is from the annotation of a GenBank genome assembly.